AUGGAUCAUUUCCCCGGAACCUGGGGUCGUCCCAGAGACGACAUCUACGGAUCUUAUGACCACUCGUACUUGCAGUCGACCGGACCUAAAAACCAUACACAGUCCCCAGCAGUGACGGGAACAUCAGUCAUUGCCCUGAAGUUUAAUGGAGGUGUUGCGAUGGCCACAGACAAUCUAGCGUCUUAUGGAUCCCUCGCUCGAUUUACUGAUGUCAACCGUAUCCGCGUUUUCGACCAGUCGGCUCUUGUUGGCUUUGGCGGUGAUGUGUCAGACAUGCAGCACAUCGACCGUUUACUGGGCGCUAUCCAGAUACGAGAGAACUACUCGGCCACUGGUAGCACACUUAAUGCUAAGAACCUACACACCUACCUAUCUAAAGUUUUCUACAAACGCCGGUCCGAGAUGAACCCAUUGUGGAAUCACGUGCUAGUCGCAGGCUUCGAUGGCGAUGGCAACCCGUUCCUUAGUUCUGCCGACCUGCUGGGAACUACCUUCUCCGCGCCUCACCUUGCGACCGGAUUCGGUGCUCAUUUAGCCAUCCCGAUUCUUCGUCGUCUAUUUCCGGAAGAAACGCCGAUCGAGAAUAUCUCAAAGGAGCAGGCCAUCUCGGCUCUGAAGGAUUGCAUGAAGGUGUUGUUUUACAGAGAUGCACGGAGCAUGGAUCAAUACACGCUUGCAGUCAUCACACACGAUGGGGUAGAGAUCAAGGAUAAAGAGAAGCUGGAGUCUCAAAGCUGGGCUUUCGCCGAAACUAUCCGUGGAUAUGGCACACAAGUGAACUAA
This is a messenger RNA of Talaromyces atroroseus, 783 nucleotides long. RefSeq lists its product as hypothetical. Bases 1 to 783 code for a protein of 260 amino acids. The record is from RefSeq and is a predicted model, not a curated record. The transcript is spliced from 3 exons. NCBI's taxonomy places the organism in Eukaryota, Fungi, Ascomycota, Eurotiomycetes, Eurotiales, Trichocomaceae. Gene Ontology annotation, cellular component: proteasome core complex.